Molecule: messenger RNA, 2094 nt
Organism: [Candida] anglica
Lineage: Eukaryota; Fungi; Ascomycota; Pichiomycetes; Serinales; Debaryomycetaceae
Source: the annotation of a GenBank genome assembly
GUCGAUUCAGGGAUUCCUUUUUUUGGGUUCAACUGUGUCCCCUAUAUCCCUAAAGAUAUCCCAAUUAGAUGUCAUUUAGUAGAUUAUACUUCCAAUGGUAGAUCUCACAUCACUCGCUGUGAAUGAUUGACUCCCUUCCUACUUCCCCAUAUAUACAUCUACAUAAUUUACGAGAAAGAACAUCAACCAGAUCGUCAAAUUUCUUUAGAAUGGUAUCAUGAGUUUAUGAUAUGAUGAUACGUCUCCCGCUAAUUCGAUAAAGGUGGUCAUUCUUACAAUUACCUCCAUCCGUGAACACCGAAGCUACUUGUCUAAAUUAACUGAACCAUACAUACUCCCAGAAAUACCCACACUAAGCCCUCGUGACACUAAAAUUCUCCAAGAUCAUCAACUACAAGUUUAUACUGGUACAUUGCUAGUAUACAACCAAAUUCCCCGUAUUCAACAAUUCUUCAAUCUAGAAACCUUUUCAGUCAACUGUCCGCGAUUUCCGAAUGUGCUCUGUGUGCACAUAAGCAAGAAUUUUUGUCUCUAAAAUUUUUACUCACUAGUUCGCGUCAGUGGUACUCGUGAGCAGUGCGCGCAACCGCGCGCACCAAUGGGUUUUUCUUUAAAGCUUAUUAUUGUUCAAAAAGUUCUACCCCUAUUCUUCUCUUACUCAGUGCCAACACCUCAUCCGCCGCUACCCGUAGUUCCGUACACCCCCUAGUAGCGUCGCACUUGAACACUCCUGUAAACCGCAACCCACCGUCGUCACCGUCACACACUGCCCCCCACACAUCUACCUGGGAACUAUGUCUUUGGCUGCACCUCCUCCUGAGGGCCACCGUCGUCGUGGCUCAUCUGUGGGAAACAUCGACCUUGGAGACAACACUUCUCCAUCGCUCACCACUAUGUACCGCUCUCCUUCUUCGCGUAAGAGACUGGACGCCAGAAUUGCCCAACUUCUGUCCACCCCAGAACUGGACUUGGCAGUUGCUGGAAAGAUCUGGGUUGCAUUCCGUGAAUUGGCCUACCGUCACACUUGGAUUGGUCCUGGUUUAGUCAUGGUUUCCCUCCUUGCUACUUUUUUCCUUCUGCCAGCAGGAAGCGCGGUCCAUGAAACACUUGCUCGUGGUAUUCUUCUUUCAUACCAUAUCCCGGGAACUGAUCAAUAUGGGAAGGGUGUCAAUGAUUUCUAUUUUGUGUUCUUCUACUCGUUGGUCUUCACUUUCCUUCGUGAGUUCAUCAUGACCUGUAUUCUCAAGCCUCUUGCUUCUGCUUGUGGUGUUCGUCGUGAAGCAAAGCAAAAGAGAUUCAUGGAACAAACAUAUGCCACUCUCUACACUGGGUGUCUGGGACCAUUUGGUCUUUGGAUCAUGUCGAAACUCCCACUUUGGUACUUUGAAACCACCCCUUUCUACACAAACUACCCACACAAAACCAAUGAUUUUUACUUUAAGCUUUACUACCUUGGCCAAGCCGCUUACUGGGUCCAACAAACCGUUGUUCUCCUGCUUCAAUUGGAAAAGCCUCGUAAGGAUUUCAAGGAAUUGGUUCUUCAUCAUAUCAUUACUAUUGCUCUUAUUUGGUGUUCCUACAGAUUCCAUUUCACUUGGAUGGGUUUGGCAGUUUACAUCACUAUGGACGUUUCUGAUUUUUUCCUCCUGGUCCUGAAAACUCUCAAUUACGUCAAUCUGAGACUCACAACUCCAUUUUUCCUUGUGUUCGUUGCUCUGUGGAUCUACCUCCGUCAUUAUUUGAACUUGAAAAUCUUGUGGUCUGUUCUUACUGAAUUCAGAACUGUUGGUGAAUGGGAACUUAACUGGGACACUCAACAAUACAAAUGUUGGAUCUCCCAACCUAUUGUAUUCUUUUUGAUCGGUGCCUUGCAACUUGUCAAUGGGUAUUGGUUAUUUUUGAUUUUGAGAAUCUUGGCAAGAUACCUCAAGGGUGAUAACCCAUCUGAUGAACGUAGUGACGAUGAAGAAGAAGAAGAAGAGGAACAAGUUGAAGAAAAGAAGAAUCAAUAGAUGUCUCAAUCUUUUAGUGAGUAGAUUGUCAUAUCAACUCGGUUGAUUAUUAAAUAUUUAAUCUCGCUGUAUUCAAUACAUA